Spodoptera frugiperda (fall armyworm) is the source of this 1213-nucleotide messenger RNA. It is a transcript of the gene Nubpl, whose product is annotated as iron-sulfur protein NUBPL. The coding region runs from base 167 to 1123 and encodes 318 amino acids. Gene Ontology annotation, molecular function: ATP binding; 4 iron, 4 sulfur cluster binding; ATP-dependent FeS chaperone activity. NCBI's taxonomy places the organism in Eukaryota, Metazoa, Arthropoda, Insecta, Lepidoptera, Noctuidae. The record is from RefSeq and is a predicted model, not a curated record. The transcript has 5 exons. Gene Ontology annotation, cellular component: mitochondrion. Gene Ontology annotation, biological process: iron-sulfur cluster assembly; mitochondrial respiratory chain complex I assembly.
ACACUGACGUAUAGCUAUCGUGAUUCGUGAUCGAUUUGUUUGGUAUUGUAUUUCUGAACGACUGAUUUGCGUAGUAAUCACGAAUUUUGAAAAAAGCUAUACAAAUUACAAAUCAAUAAGGCUAAUUUCCUAGAAAGUCUAUUCGUAGACUUAGAGGCUAACAGAUAUGAACCUACAAAGAGCUUUCCAGCGAGUUUACGGUGUCCUAUUGAACACUAAUGCGAACACGGCAGCACCAUGUUGUUAUUCAGUCCGUCUAAAACAUACAAAAGAAGAGGUGAAUGAGCACAGAGCUAAGGUGAUGGCUAAAGGGUUACCAGAGAGGAAACCACUGCCAGGCGUGAAGAGCAUUAUACUAGUUGCUUCAGGAAAAGGAGGGGUCGGGAAGACCACUACUGCUGUGAAUCUCGCAUGUGCCAUGAAGGUGAUAGAGCCUGAUAAGGAGAUUGGUCUCUUGGAUGCUGAUGUCUUUGGUCCAUCAGUACCCCUGAUGAUGAACAUCAGUGGAGAGCCAAUGUUGAAUGAUGAUCACUUGAUUGAGCCACUACUGAACUAUGGUGUCAAAUGCAUGUCAAUGGGCCUGCUAGUAUCUGGUGAAAAUGCCGUGGUGUGGCGCGGGCUGAUGGUGAUGCAGGCGCUCGACAGACUGACGAGACACGUGGCGUGGGGGCCGUUAGACUGCCUCGUGGUCGACACGCCGCCCGGCACUGGAGACACACAUCUAUCACUUGCACAGAAUUUGCCAAUAGAUGGAGCAUUAGUAGUGACCACACCCCAGUCAGCAGCCCUACAAGUCACGAAAAGAGGAGUGAAUAUGUUUGAGAAACUAAAAGUUCCUAUUGUCGGUAUGGUGGAAAACAUGUCACACGCCAUUUGUUACAAAUGUGGCACGAAGAAUUUUGUUUUUGGUAAUGAAACCAAACAAACCGCAGACCAAAUGGGACUCGAAAUAAUCGAGAGUUUCGAAGUGGAUCACAACAUGUCAGAGUGCAUAAAUAGUGGCAAGCCAGCAAUAUACGCCUUACCCGACAGCAUACACGCAGAGAAAUAUAGACAGCUAGCCAACAAAGUGUUCAAAUAUAUAGAAAAUAAGGACAAAGAACAGGCAAAGGCGAAAGAAUAGACGCACAAUGUGUUGUGUUCACCUGUAGAUGUUCAAUUAAUAUUAUUAUACAAACAAAUUAUACAAAGAAUAAAUGUUUUAUAGAAUUGA